AAUGUGACAACACUUGGCUGUGAGGCUUCAGAGCGUUGACAGCUCCAGGAUCGCCCGUGCAAGGGCGCCCGGGCUGACAAGGAAACCCCGGGGAUCAGGGCCUUCCCGUCCGGAUGACGCCUGCGGCCACAUUGCGCUCCUUAGCUAGCUAAUGAGCUAAGCUAACAGAUUCGAGAUAACUACGAUGCUAAAUGGAUAACUUAUCUUUGGCAACUUUAUUUGAGAUGUGUGGGAGUUGUUAGGGAGUGUUCUGUCACCGGAUGGACGGACAACAUCCUCUGUGAAAACUGCGGGAGGUGUUCUCCAGGCAUGAUGGAAGGACUUCACAGCCAGGCUUUAAGCCUGGACCCACGCAGGCAGGAACUGCUCGAGGCUCGCUUCACUGGAGUUGGUGUGGCCAAGAGUUCAGCCAACAGUGAAUCAUCCAACCAGUCUCUGUGCAGUGCGGGAUCACUCAGUGACAAGGAACUGGAGACACCAGAGAAGAAGUCCAAUGAUCAGAGAUGCAGGAAGAGAAAAGGAGACAUCUAUGACAGCAACAGCCAGGGAAAAGGGAGAGGGCAAAAAAUAAGUGAUUACUUUGAGUUUGCUGGCAGCAGUGGCUCUGGCACCAGUCCGGCCCGGGGCAUCCCCAUGCUGGUGCGCUCCUCUCCUCUGGUGAGCACCAGCAACCAUCUGUUUCAGCAAGGCAGUCCUUCGUCCACAGGCUCAGCCCACACAGACUCUUCAUCUUGCAGCUCUGUGAAGACAGCCCCCACACACUCAUACUCACACAAAGCCAUCCAGUCAGAGCUGACGCUGUUGAAACUGACAGCCCUGGAGAAGGACAAGCACUCUGACCUGGAGAAGAAAGAGGGGAGGAUAGACGACCUGCUGAGGGCUAACUGUGACUUGAGGCGGCAGGUAGAUGAGCAGCAGAAGAUGUUGGAACGCUACAAGGAACGGCUUAACAAAUGUGUGACAAUGAGCAAGAAGCUCAUAAUCGAGAAGUCAAAGCAGGAGAAGAUGGCUUGCAGGGACAAGAGCAUGCAGGAUCGUCUACGUCUGGGCCACUUCACCACCGUACGGCACGGAGCCUCCUUCACCGAGCAGUGGACAGAUGGAUAUGCCUUCCAGAACCUCAUAAAGCAGCAGGAGCGAGUCAACAUGCAGCGGGAAGACAUUGAGAGGCAGAGAAAGUUGCUGGGAAAGAGGAAACCUCCACCCAUGGUCCAGACACCUCCACCUAGCCUGGAACCAAACAAACGAAAGAGCAGGAGCAACGGCCAGGAGAGUGAAGCGUUGUCCCUGGCAGAAUAUCAUGAGCAAGAGGAGAUUUUUAAACUUCGAAUCGGUCAUCUAAAAAAGGAAGAAGCAGAGAUCCAGUCUGAACUGGAGCAUUUGGAGCGAGUAAGAAACCUGCACAUUCGAGAGUUGAAAAGAAUCCAUAACGAGGACAACUCACAGUUUAAAGACCAGCCCACGCUGAACGACCGAUAUCUGCUAUUACAUUUACUUGGAAGAGGUGGCUUUAGUGAAGUUUUUAAGGCUUUUGAUUUGACAGAGCAAAGGUUUGUGGCCAUUAAAAUCCAUCAACUUAACAAGAACUGGAGGGAAGAGAAGAAGCAAAACUACCACAAACAUGCCUGUAGAGAGUACAGAAUCCACAAAGAACUUGACCACCCGAGAAUAGUCAAACUCUACGACUAUUUCUCACUCGACACAGACUCGUUCUGCACAGUGCUGGAGUACUGUGAAGGCAAUGAUCUGGAUUUCUACUUGAAGCAGAAUAAGCUGAUGUCCGAGAAGGAGGGCCGCUCUAUCGUCCUGCAGAUUGUCAACGCCCUCAAGUACCUCAACCAGAUUCGCCCACCCAUCAUCCACUACGACCUCAAGCCUGGAAACAUCCUGUUAGUAAACGGCACAGCUUGUGGAGAGAUAAAAAUUACUGACUUUGGCCUGUCCAAGAUCAUGGAUGAUGACAGCUACAACUCUGCAGAUGGCAUGGAGCUCACCUCUCAAGGAGCCGGGACCUACUGGUACCUGCCUCCUGAGUGCUUUGUGGUGGGUAAGGAGCCCCCCAAAAUAUCCAACAAGGUGGAUGUUUGGUCAGUCGGGGUCAUCUUCUACCAGAGCUUAUAUGGACGCAAGCCGUUCGGUCACAACCAGUCACAGCAAGAUAUCCUUCAAGAAAACACCAUAUUAAAAGCCACUGAGGUGCAGUUCCCCCCCAAACCUGUGGUCACCACAGAAGCAAAGGCCUUCAUUCGACGUUGCCUGGCUUAUCAUAAGGAGGACCGUGUGGAUGUGCUGCAGUUGGCCAGCGACCCGUACCUUAUGCCCCAUAUUCGCAAAGCCCUGGCCAGCAGCACACCUCAGGCUCCUCCUCUUCCCUCCACUUCCGGCUGCUACGGCAGCAGUGCCUCCAACUGAAAAGAGCUGAAAAAAAGCGGAAUAAAACCCUGGUGAAGACAAAGCCACGCGGAGACAUUUCCACACAUGAUGAACUCCUCCUUUGCUCUCUUGAUCGGGAGCAGGCAGAGAGCAUGAUGGGAUGUAGGGAUCCUAAAAGUGUAAAUGCAACCAAAACGAUGGAUGACAUGGUGAUGUAGUAAGAAUCGUGCCCACCACGAUCAUCCAAGUGCUAAAAAAAAAAUGAAGGGCCAGUCUGUGGCUGUGGGCUCAGUAGAACCCAAAGAUAUGCCCAUAUGCAUGCACUAACAGAAACCUUUUAAGGGGCUUUUUUCACCCAAUAUAUAGUUUAAGCACCCGAAAAAUUGCACAAACGACAGGCUGAGAAGUUCGCCAUGUGUCAAAGAUCACCUGCCUGAGCUCUGUGGAAGGUUUGGAAGACAUUUCAUCCCAUUCUGCUUCAAAUGCAUCAUCUAUCAAACUAUUUCCAAGCUAACAUUUUCAGUUUCUAUAGUAUCCCUUAUAGGUUUGAACCUGUUUCUUUGAGGAAGGGCUCCUACAGGUAAUGAGGAAUGACUGAUGACCAAAGUUGAAGGCCUGACUUGUUGACAUGGCACUGUUAGAGGUUCAUAAAUGACUUGACACAGAAGAGGGCUGAUUCCGGAAAGAGUAUCUGGUUUUGACCUAUUUUAAAUAUUUUACUGGAUAACUGGAAGUCAGCUUAUUUUUAAUUAAGUCCAUAUUUUUCCAUAAAAUUGACCCCCCUCUAAAGUUUUUGUUAACCUUAUAGGGGGGCUGACUAUGAUUGAGUGCUGUAAUGAGUUAAGAUUACACAGAAAUAAUUAUGAAACCAUUAAAAAAACAUUUGAUGAA
Anoplopoma fimbria (sablefish) is the source of this 3264-nucleotide messenger RNA. Its product is annotated as serine/threonine-protein kinase tousled-like 2. The record is from RefSeq and is a predicted model, not a curated record. Gene Ontology annotation, cellular component: nucleus. Gene Ontology annotation, biological process: intracellular signal transduction; chromosome segregation; peptidyl-serine phosphorylation. The coding region runs from base 310 to 2412 and encodes 700 amino acids. The transcript has 21 exons. Gene Ontology annotation, molecular function: ATP binding; protein serine/threonine kinase activity. Lineage: Eukaryota; Metazoa; Chordata; Actinopteri; Perciformes; Anoplopomatidae.